This is a messenger RNA of Lactuca sativa (garden lettuce), 561 nucleotides long. Its product is annotated as late embryogenesis abundant protein Lea14-A. Gene Ontology annotation, cellular component: cytosol. Gene Ontology annotation, biological process: response to desiccation. NCBI's taxonomy places the organism in Eukaryota, Viridiplantae, Streptophyta, Magnoliopsida, Asterales, Asteraceae. The record is from RefSeq and is a predicted model, not a curated record.
AUGGCUGGAUUAAUGGAUAAAGCGAAGGAAUUCGUGGCGGAGAAGGUGGCAAACAUGGAUAAGCCGGAGGCGACGGUGAAGAACGUCGAUCUGAAAGAAGUCAGCUGUCAAUGCAUAACCUACAAGGCCGACGUCAAUGUCUCCAAUCCUUACAGCACUUCUAUUCCGAUCUGCCAGAUCUCUUAUACCUUCAAAAGCGCCGACAGGGUGAUCGCUGAAGGUUCGAUCCCAGACCCUGGGUCGCUAAAAGCCAAAGCGGAUACGAUGCUAGACGUUGGGGUGAAGGUGCCACAUAGCGUGUUAAUGAGCUUGAUGAGGGACAUUGGUGCAGAUUGGGACAUAGAUUAUGAACUCAAUAUUAUUCUCACAGUUGAUCUUCCGGUCGUCGGUAACCUCAACAUUCCGGUGAACAGUAAGGGUGAGAUCAAGCUUCCUACGCUGUCCAGUUUAAUGGGUGCAGGUGCUACUUCUUAAAAUCAACAAUGGUAAAAUCCAUAUGAUAUGAUACUUGUAUAUAUGCAAAGGAUGAUAUGUUAAAAUAAUAAUCCUGUUAUGAUCAAA